Molecule: messenger RNA, 1755 nt
Organism: Papilio machaon (common yellow swallowtail)
Lineage: Eukaryota; Metazoa; Arthropoda; Insecta; Lepidoptera; Papilionidae
Product: arylsulfatase I
Exons: 12
Coding region: 26-1684 (552 amino acids)
Source: RefSeq, a predicted model, not a curated record
GUCGUUGCACGCUCUCGGCGACGAGAUGACGCGUGUUUUGUGUCUCUUAGCUCUGGCGACAUUGUGUCGUGCGUCAGACCGGCCCCAUAUCAUACUCAUUAUUGCUGACGAUUUGGGUUGGAACGAUGUAUCUUUCCAUGGCUCUAACCAAAUCCCGACGCCGAACAUCGACGCGCUGGCAUGGUCGGGUCUCGUGCUCAACAACUACUACGUCACGCCCAUCUGCACGCCUUCACGCGCCGCCCUCAUGACCGGCAAGUACCCCAUACACACUGGCAUGCAGCAUGGCGUAAUCUACGGUACGGAGCCGCGCGGACUGCCGCUGUCGGAGAAGCUGCUGCCGGAGUACCUGCGCGAGCUUGGCUAUCGCACACACCUCGUCGGCAAAUGGCACCUUGGCAGCUACAAGCGCGACUACCUACCGCUCAACAGAGGGUUCGAUACUCACCUCGGGUUUUGGACGGGCAGGAUAGACAUGUACGAUCACACGUCUUUUGAAUUCGGCUCCUGGGGAUUCGAUUUCAGACGUGGGUUUGAAGUGGCUCACGACUUGUUCGGGCAGUACGCGACAGACGUCUACACCAACGAAGCAGUGAGGGUGAUAAUGUCGCACAACGCGAGCGCGCCGCUGUUCCUGACGGUGGCGCACUCGGCGGUGCACAGCGGCAACCCCGCAGAGUUCCUGCGCGCGCCAGACUCCGCCAUUGACAAAUUCGGGCACAUCCGCCCCUUCCAACGUCAGAAGUUCGCCGCCAUGGUGUCGAAGCUGGACGAGUCAGUGGGCAAGGUGGUGCAAGCGCUGCAGCAGCGGAACAUGCUGGAGCACUCCAUCAUCCUGUUCACUACGGACAACGGGGGCGCCGCCGCGGGCUUCAACGACAACGCCGCUUCCAACUACCCAUUGAGGGGCGUGAAGAACACUCUGUGGGAGGGAGGUGUGCGCGGCGCGGGCGUGUUGUGGAGCUCUGGACUACGCGUGUCCCCGCGCGUUGUUCGCCAGCGCCUGCACCUCGUGGACUGGCUGCCCACACUGCUGGCGGCUGCGGGCGCCAACUAUAGCUGCGACUCUAUCGACGGUAUGAACCAGUGGGAGGCGCUGUCGGGAGACCUGCCCUCCCCGCGCACCUCUGUGCUGCACAACAUUGACGAUAUCUAUGGCAGCGCCGCCAUCACGGUGGACCAGUGGAAACUGCACAAAGGUACGAAUUACAACGGUGCGUGGGACGACUGGUACGGACCGAGCGGGGAGGGGGAGGGGGGCGAGUACGCACCGGGGCAAGUGCGCGACAGCGACGCGGGCCGCGCGCUGCAACACCUCGGUCUGCUGCCCGCUGAUAACAUUAUUUUAGCUCUCAGAAAAGAAGCGACAUUGCGUUGCAACGCGAGUGUAACUCCAAUCCCUUGCCGGCCGCUCGCCGCGCCCUGCCUCUUCAACAUCGAGGAGGACCCCUGCGAGAGGAGGAACCUGGCGGAUCUUGAGCCGGUGAUACUGCGCCGUAUGUUGGUGGAGCUGGAGCUGAUGAACCGCACGUCGGUGCCGGCGCUGGUGCGCGCGCGCGAGCCCCGCGCUGACCCCCGCCUGUGGGGACAUCUCUACACCAACUUCGGGGACUACCUGCCCCUCUCCUGCGACCUCGACCCCACGCAGCGCCAUUGCCACACCAAGCCCUUCAAUUUCAUUUAAUUCACUCACCUCUUUAUACGUGGACUGGCUAUGAGUGGUGCUAAUUUGUGCCUAGUUCAUUUUAGCCAAUU